CUGCCAAGGCAGGAACAGUCCAAACAACCCAAUGUAAGCACGUGGCGCAACCUAAAGCAAGCACGUUGAAGAUGAGAAGCUUAACCAAGAGACGUUAUACGAGUGGCAGAGAAGUCGGUGUACUGUAUCGACCAAGGAACUCAUCUUAACGAUCAAUCUGUCACUGGGAGCUCUGAACUGGAUCAGCUGUGUCUUGGUGGCUCCUGCCAAACUUGGAGCUAAUAAGGUAGCCACACCUCACUCAUACACUAACUGUGGCAAGCACUCUGUUAGUCUAGGUUGUGUCUAUCUUUGAACAACAGGCGGCCUCCCUUCGUCUUCGUCACCAUCACCAAACUAGGUUGUAAGAAACCCGUCGCAAAGAGACGCUAAAAUGCUGGAAACUGGAUUUCUGCAUGCUUCAAAAGGGAAAGUCGAUGCAUAAUGGGGGAUAUUAAGAUUCUCGAUCACCGAUCCACGAUUCCCCCCUCGGUUAAGUUAAUGUGUGGGAAUGGGGCAUGCCAUGGACUUGGGAGCAUGUAACGUCAAGAUACGACGGAUACUUUAAACCUUUAAACCUUACCUUAUCUAGCACUGAAUCCAAUUCUUGUUCUCCAAACAUUCCCUCUGCAUCUUUCCUACUCCCCUCACUGAAUCGCAUCUCAAUUUAUAUUCUCAAGCUUCAUAAGACCCGUUCUUGGUCAUUGUUUUUUUUUUUUUUUACAAGAUCAUAAUGGCAUCCAGAGAAGCUACUUCAUGACAUGACGAUACCAAUUCCAAUAUGACGAAUACCACCCCCCGUGGGCUUCUCUGCCCCAUCAGCGAGACUACCAAAGGUCCCAAUGCGACUCCCAAACGGUUCCCCAGAGGCAGCCGCUUACAGUCUCGUCCUUUCUAUACUACGGUCCUCCUUCUAUCAGUCCUGACUGCAUAUUCGUUUCUGUCGCAUACGACUUUCGCACAGUCCGUCUCAAAUCGCGCGACAGAUCCCGAUCUGCUCUUCAAGCGCAGUUUCUCUACGGUCGAAACACCCGAGUGCAAUCAAGUCCACGACGCCGAGGACAAAUGCGCCUUUGUGCGCAAAUACUGCAGCGAUGAUGAUGCCGGGCUCAUACACUAUAUUGAACUGUAUUAUUGCUCUUUCGGCAAUGUAAGACCCAUCGCAUUCACAGCUCUUGUGCUUUGGCUGGGCCUCCUCUUCACCACCAUCGGCAUCGCUGCAAGUGAUUUCUUCAGUGUCAACCUAAGCACGAUAGCGACAGUCCUUGGCCUUAGCGAGAGUUUGGCAGGCGUCACAUUUCUCGCCUUUGGCAAUGGGUCUCCCGACGUGUUCAGCACCUUUGCAGCCAUGGGCUCUAAUAGCGCCAGUAUGGCCGUUGGAGAGCUUAUCGGCGCGGCAAGCUUUAUCACAGGUGUCGUUGCUGGUUCUAUGGCAUUGGUGAGGGAGUUCCGUGUCGAUCGGAAAUCAUACACACGCGAUAUUUGCUUCUUCAUUCUUGCGGUCGUCUUCACCAUGAUCUUCCUAGCUGAUGGCCACCUGCACUUGUGGGAGUGUUGGGUGAUGAUAGGGUACUAUGGAGUGUAUGUCGUUACUGUUGUAACAUGGCACUGGUACUCCACGAGACGCAAGGCUAGACAACGCAGAGAAGGCGAAGCGCGCAGCCAUGUGUAUGCAGCCCUAGGUCACUCGGGGGACGAGUUGGCCGGCGAGCCAUAUAGAGACGACCCAGAUGAUGUUGGCUCGGGCCCUGGCACUGCGCACGCUACGCCGCCUGAUAUCUCGCUCCUUGAAGCCGGACCCAGGAUCGAGGUUGACGGUACGCCUCAGCGAGCUGAAAGCGACACGUCUAGUGAAGACCAUGACCGCAUGGUUGCAGCCGAGGUUGCCAGCAGCAUGCGAGUUCUGCGAGGUCGUGGAGUUAGACGAAACACAAUGACGCCCAUCCGACCUAGUCUUGUAGGUGCACUGGAAUUUCGGUCUGCUUUGGCGCAGCUACAACGCGAGGGUAAUUUACAGCUGUCCACGAUCCCAGGAAGAAGCUACUCGGAUUAUCAUGUGCACAGGCGCAGGCAGACCACCGCAACAAUCGCAGAAUCCGCUCGGUCUGAUGGUCAGUUGGACCCAAACAUGGGUGAGCACGCGCCCAUAAGGAACAGAGCACUCUCUUCUGGAGACGUCCCAGUCGGUGUGCCUGCUCACCCGGAUCUACAUAUUCCACGCCGCAACGGUUCCGAACCGACCUUGUCCGUUCCUGGCUCAACAGCCAGUGGAACAAGGGCAUCAAGCCCCAGCCCAUCCUACACUGUAGGAGGAAACUUGGCAGCGCCUCCAGUCGGACCUAGUGGGACGACCCACGAUGCUCCUUCAGAAGGCCAGAAAGGACAGCUGCUGACUCCCGAGCUUCGCCUGCAAAUACCUUCCAGCCGCCGUAGCAGUUACAGCGACCGCUCCUCGCCUAGCACGCCUUUCCCCGUGUACAGCGAUUCGCCAGCACUGCUUACGCCCAAUUACCAGAAUGACCCAAUUGAGUUCGUGUCGCCAGGAGGAGUAUCACCCAGUACCGUUGCACCGGGUCCAGCAAGCCGUGAGACACCCUUUGCCGACUUGCAACUGACAGUCGAUACACCAUCACGUCCUGUUAGAUGGUGGCCCUAUGCCGUGCUACCAGCUCCCCAUGUCUUGUGGGCAACCUUGUUCCCUACAUUGCAAGGCUGGAAAGAGAAGACGGCAUGGGACAAGUUUGUCAGUGCCAUCUCUGUCCCAAGUAUCUUUCUUUUGGUGGUGACUUUGCCCGUCGUAGACUCAGAAACAACAGACGGCGAAUCAUCUAUCCUCGAGGCACUCAACGACCACACCGAUCAUUACCAUCACGAUCAUCAAGUUGUUGGGCACAUGGCUCCGCCCAUAUCAAUUGAGCACUCGGCGAUUGAGCCAGAAGCAGAGUCGGAAUGGGAGCGCUAUCGUAGACACACUAUCACAAGCCGUGGCAACAGCCACGUUGGCCUUGCGACAACACCUUCCACAGCACAUGCUGCAGAUGGAGAGACUCUGGCCGCCUCGCAGUUCUCUCUGGGUCCACCGGCCAUAGUGGCAAAGCCAGCUUCAGAUUUCCAUUCCUCCAGCAGUGUCAAGAAUGACUGCACAGGCUGGAACCGAUGGCUCGUGGCGCUACAACUCUUUACUGGUCCCCAGUUUGCUGUCCUGGUCUUGUGGGCCAAUACCUUGGAGGACUGGGAGAGCCCUCAUAAAGCUUUGAUCCGCAUGGUGUUGUACACACUCCUUGCAUCUCUCAUUCUUCUCGGUGUCUUGGUCGUCUUCACGUCAGAGGACAGACCCCCUCGUUAUCAUUACAUGCUUUGCUUCAUGGGAUUCAUUAUUAGUAUUGCUUGGAUCUCAACAAUCGCAGGCGAGGUUGUAGGGGUUCUCAAGACAGUCGGUGUCAUUUUGAACAUCUCGGAAGCGCUAUUAGGUCUCACCAUAUUUGCUGCUGGCAACAGUGUGGGGGAUCUAGUCGCUGAUAUUACAGUAGCACGGCUUGGGUAUCCCGUUAUGGCUUUGUAAGUACAGGAGGGCUUCCUCGGAGCACUUGGGCUAAUAUGUUAUCUAGAUCUGCUUGCUUCGGUGGCCCUAUGCUGAACAUCCUUCUGGGCAUUGGUAUCGGCGGUGCGAUGAUGACAAUCCAGAAGGCAAACAAGAAGCACCGCAAGAACCCCAGCCAUCCCAUCAAGUACAAGCCUUACCGCAUCCAAGUCGGUGGGACGCUGAUGAUCUCAGCUAUCACACUACUUGUCACGCUCGUGGGCUUGCUUAUUGUUGUGCCCAUGAACAAAUGGAUCUUGAGUCGCAAGAUUGGAUGGGGACUGAUCACUCUCUGGGCAGUGAGUACAAUCGUAAACGUGAUCGUCGAGCUCACUGGAGCUUGGGGUGAAAUGGCAUAGCCUGCCAUGAACUUGGCCGGGUUUAUAAAGGCGUUUUUGUCUUAUUCAUACAUUCUUUGAGCGACUGUUUAGACCAAGCAAUAACAUGACUUUACAAUUUUACGAACGAGAGCUGCUUUGAGAAGUCUUGGCUGAUAAAAGUGUCUAUAUCCAUCAGGUAUUGACCA
This is a messenger RNA of Fusarium odoratissimum NRRL 54006, 4085 nucleotides long. RefSeq lists its product as uncharacterized. Gene Ontology annotation, molecular function: monoatomic cation transmembrane transporter activity. Gene Ontology annotation, biological process: monoatomic cation transport; transmembrane transport; intracellular calcium ion homeostasis. The transcript is spliced from 2 exons. NCBI's taxonomy places the organism in Eukaryota, Fungi, Ascomycota, Sordariomycetes, Hypocreales, Nectriaceae. The record is from RefSeq and is a predicted model, not a curated record. Gene Ontology annotation, cellular component: membrane. The coding region runs from base 761 to 3541 and encodes 926 amino acids.